Messenger RNA from Sabethes cyaneus, 4249 nucleotides. RefSeq names its product rhophilin-2 (gene Rhp). Gene Ontology annotation, biological process: signal transduction; negative regulation of stress fiber assembly. The coding region runs from base 1132 to 3531 and encodes 799 amino acids. The transcript has 10 exons. Gene Ontology annotation, molecular function: protein binding. Lineage: Eukaryota; Metazoa; Arthropoda; Insecta; Diptera; Culicidae. The record is from RefSeq and is a predicted model, not a curated record.
AUUUGUUUUAUUCCUCGGUGCCGCUCUGUUUUGCGUCUUUCUUAUCGUAGGUGUGAAGAAAAAAACGCGCGUGAGUUGUGGAAAAACAUUCGUCGACGGAACGUGUGAUAGUACGGAGAACGGGUGUGUGCAAAUUGCCGCUACUGACUGAAUCCACUGAAUCACACAAAGUGGAUACUAUCCGGUGGGUCACUUCGUUAGAUUUGAUUAAUAAUUUCGCAGCAUCACUGCAGCAGCUAAGCAGAUUCAAAAGACGUUACGUGUCCGUGGUGUCCGCAGUGUUCGGAAGACUUGGAGUGGCCCAUUGUGUUCUUUUGUGUGGUGCAACCUUUGCUGAUUCAUAGUUUGUUUUCGAGAGAGCCUGCAAAACCGCGCACACCUCGGUUGAAUGGGUUUAAUUCGGGGGUGGCGUAUGCUAUAAGGGAAUCACACAUAGGUAUUGAAGUAUAUCGGCUUGUGUGGCAGGCGGUGGUCGCAUAAUAGCGUCAAUCACGCCCACGCCAGAACCCAGCCCGGAACAUGUGGUGAAGUGGUGUCUACCUGUGAGCGAGAGGACUGGCAAGUGACGGAAAAGGGAGGGCAAGUGUUGGACCUAACUAAAACGAAACCAGAACACAGGAAAGGUCACAAAAGGAAAUAAAAUUCUGUGCCAUUUCUGGGCUUCACUUUUGGCUGCUCUGCCUGCUAGUGUACCGUCCGGUGCGUCGUCGGGAGUCAAAGAAAAAGACCGGUAUCGGGUGUCUCAUUAGGUGUGCGGGUGCAAUUGGUACGGAAUUCGCGUGCAAGAAGCUCGAAGAAAACAGGUAAAAUUAUUUCGGAAGAAAAAGGAAGUGUAAAACGAAAAAAAAUUGAACGGAAAUUGAGAAAUUUAGGAAGAAAUUCUUUGUGCCUGCAGUAAAAGUGACAAGUGAAGAGUGUGCAUUCCGAGCCUGCCAUUUUAAGGCGUAGUGAAGUUGAUUGAAUGGUUUCCUAGUAGUGCCGCUGUAAAAAAGCGUUGAUUAAAAGCGAGCGUCACUGCGUAAAUUUGUUAUCGGCCGUGGCAUCGAAGCACCAGACCAGAGUCUUAUCUCUUCUGGCUAGAUUCCAGCCGAGAUUAGCCAUUCUGUGCUAAUUCGGUAACGUUUGUCAACGAUGGAGGAAAAGUCGAAAGGAAAAGAUCCGGAGGCGUCGUUCUGCUUCAUAAGGGGUUCGGACCCGCGUGCGGCCACCUGUAGAGGCAAGCUACAAAGUCGACGCUGUAAGCUGAACCAGGAAAUCAACAAGGAGCUGCGGCUGCGAGCCGGUGCAGAAAACCUCUACAAAGCAACCACCAAUAAGAAACUAAAGGACACGGUCGCACUGGAGCUGAGCUUCGUCAAUUCCAACCUCCAGCUGCUGAAGGAGCAGCUCUCGGAGCUGAACUCGUCGAUGGAGAUUUACCAGGGCGAAGGCGUGGACUACGUUAUACCGAUGAUCCCACUGGGGCUGAAGGAAACCAAAGAAGUCAACUUCAUGGAACCGUUUUCGGAUUUCAUCCUGGAACACUACAGUGAAGAUUCCAGUACGUACGAGGAUGCCAUUGCCGACAUCACAGAUACGAGACAGGCUGCGAAAACCCCUACCCGGGAUGCGCAAGGUGUGGCGCUGCUGUUCCGCUACUACAACCUGUUGUAUUAUGUUGAGAGACGAUUUUUUCCUCCCGAUCGAAGUCUAGGGGUUUACUUCGAGUGGUACGACUCGCUCACCGGGGUACCCUCGUGUCAGCGUACGGUCGCAUUCGAGAAAGCCUGUAUCCUGUUCAAUUUGGCCGCCAUCUACACGCAGAUCGGAGCCAAGCAGGACCGCUCGUCCGAGAAGGGCCUGGACGCGGCGGUCGACAACUUUCUGCGGGCGGCCGGGGUGUUCAAGCACAUCUACGACACGUUCACGAAUGCGCCCUCGAUGGACCUUAAACCGCAGGUUCUGGAAGUGCUGGUAGCACUCAUUUUGGCCCAGGCACGCGAGUGUUUGUACGAAAAACUUUUACUACAGCUAGAAGAAACGACCAAUUCCGAUUGCAGUGCGUUGCACCGCAAUCUUUCCGGCGAAGCUACCCAGUUGAUGGUCGAAUAUCGGGAGAUUCAUCGGAUAAUACAGAAUAACGAGGCGCACACCUAUCUGCCCGAGUGCUGGGCCGGGCUGGUCCCGCUCAAAUCGGAACACUACAAAGCCCUGGCCCACUAUCACACAGCCAAAUCGAUCGACCCGGCGCUCGUGACGGUCAAAACGAGCACACCGUCCAAAGUCGCCACCAUCAACACCAGUACCCCCAACAACAACAACAACCGGCAGAAGCAGCUGGCGGCUUUCGGAAGCCAAAUGACGCUAACCCAGUCCCGAGAUACGUUCAUUUUCGACGAAAGCUCACUCGAGGGCGACCUGAAUCCGGCAAUGCUGAAAAAAGCUCACCUCCGCGAGUCGGUAUCUAGUCACGAGGAGGCCCUCCGGCUCCAACGGAUGUGCCGAGAGCUGAAGAACAAAAUCGCCCUCACCAAGGUGCUGAGCUACGCGCUGGAAAAGACGGCCGAAGAGCUCGAGCUGCUCGAUAUGGAACUGGAUGGGUCCGGUUUUUUGGAUGAGGAUAUCGACUUGAUCGAUGUGACGCUGAAUACUACCUCGAAGUUCACGAUUUCGCUGACCGGACCGGAUUUUACAGCUUAUAAAAUUGAGGAUCCAUUCCGGAAGCUUGGUCCGAUUGCGAUUUUCUCUGCGAGACGUCACUGGACUGCGCCGCGUUGCAUACGACUUCAGAAGGGUAGUUCACUUGCGAUUACCGGUGGAGGAACGCUGGAUCGACGCCGUUACAACAGUGCUACCUUGAAUGGGGGCAGUGCCGGUAGCACCAGCAGUGGAGGCAGCAGCAUCGGCAGGAGUGACGGUAGCAGCCGGGAGAAGUGUCAGUGUAACAAAACCAAUUACUACAACGACUUGCGCUCGUGUGACGUUUGCUUCAAGAGUGUGUGCAACGCUUCCGAGUCGGACUAUCAUCGGCAGACGCAGACCCAUCAUCGGUCCACCAUUGGACUGAAUGCACAGCCCAGCGACGGAAGUGAUUACGGUGGAACCAUCGAUAGUUUCGAGAGUUUUGGUUUUCACGUGCGAAGUGAUGCUCCGGUUAUGGUUUCCAGCGUGGAAAUCAAUUCGCUUGCUGAUCUUGGUGGCAUUAAGGAGGGAGAUUUCAUAGUGGAAUUGUGCGGAAUCGACGUCAAAUGGUAUACCCACCAACAGGUCUUAAAGUUGAUCAAGAAUUGUUCCAACAGUUUGGAUCUUAAGGUGAUCACACCGAUGGAUCGCAACUACUUGAAGCCCAUGGCCUCCACGCACUCCAAAGGUUCGAUUUCAACGCUUUCGGGCAGCUCAUCGGGUGUGUCCUCCGGGGCGCCGAGUCCAACCGGGACGACAACCAAGAACAGUAAACCCCGCUCGAAGUUGGGUAAAACUCGGCUCAGCAGUUUCACCUCCGGCAGCUGGAACCCGUUCCGUCGAACGCAAAGUUUAGGCAAAAUAUUCUAGCCCUCCCUCCAGUCCCCUCCUUCCGCCCAGAUACCUAUUCUGUACAGAUUUUACCUUAGAUUUAUCUACUGUUAGUUACAUGCAUACUGUUAACUACACUAAAUGCCAGAAGGAAACCCCCGAGUCUUGAUACUUUUAAAUCUUGUCGUCUAAAGGUACUUUUUUUUUAGCUCUAAUCAGAAUCAUUUUAGGAUUGUAAAAAUCGGAUGCCAUCGAACGGUCGGGUCGCCGCACCCGCACCCGUUGCUGUUGUUGUAUUAGCAAGUGUACUUAUUACUUAACUUAUCAAGCUAUCCAAAACUUUUUUUAGAAGGACAGUACUUACUUAGUCUGUAUAUUUAUUAUUUUAACCUCAACAAGCGUCGAAUUUGUCGAACACGAAUGCGAUCAAAAUGUGUAUUAUCGUCUUUUAGCUGAUGAAAUUGAGUCUAAAAAUUUGUAUAUAAUCACACGGUCGAGCGAAGUAUCGUGACCUGCAUUCCGGAUCACUCUGCAUAAUUUACGGAAAAUGUGCUGAAGAAUAAAAUCCCAAAACCAAUUGUAAAGAAGAAAUGUUUAACGUCCGAUAAGAUUUGUAGAUUGAAAUAGCCUCUACGGAUUUGAUAAAAACCAGGAUAUAUGCUAUGAAAAGGAUGUUUUCAAAUCAUAUUUUUUUCCUGUUGAGUAAAUAAAGCAAACAUUCCGAAAUAAUAAUGAUGAAAAACGGAUAAGAAAUAAA